Messenger RNA from Xenopus laevis (African clawed frog), 3870 nucleotides. RefSeq names its product prolyl 4-hydroxylase subunit alpha 3 L homeolog (gene p4ha3.L). NCBI's taxonomy places the organism in Eukaryota, Metazoa, Chordata, Amphibia, Anura, Pipidae. Bases 749 to 2389 code for a protein of 546 amino acids. The transcript has 13 exons. The record is from RefSeq and is a predicted model, not a curated record.
AUCCCAGUCAGGACACUAUCUGCAAGGAGUGAGUAUAUUCUCCCUGUGCUUGUGUUGGUUCCUCCGGGUACCCCGGUUUCCUCCCACACCCCAAAUAAACACAGGCAGGUCACAGUCUAUUAUAGAGAAGAAGGGACACGAGUGCAAGACUGUAGGAUAACGGACACUCACUCAAUGGAUCACAGUGGGUGUGGGGGCAGUAGAGGGACAGGGAGUGAAUGGAGGAGACGGAGAUUUGCAGCACAAUCCCACCCCUCCCCCUGAGCAGCAUCACUAGCUGAAAACUAACACUCCCUGCACCUGGCUGAGCAACGACAGGCAACACUCCCUGCAACUCUGACUUUAAUACAACGCUCAGUUCCAUUUCCAAGGCACGACAAGAAACAACUCCCUGCAGAAAAAGAAGAGAUUCCAUUGCAAUUAGUGCAACUCCCUGCAACUCUGACUAUAUUAAGGCUACACUCCAAGGCAUGACAAGAAACAACUCCCUGCAGAAAGAGAAGAGAUUCCAUUGCAAUUAGUGCAACUCCCUGCAACUCUGACUUUAUUAAGGCUACACUCCAAGGCAUGACAAGAAACAACUCCCUGCAGAAAGAGAAGAGAUUCCAUUGCAAUUAGUGCAACUCCCUGCAAAGACAGACGUGAUUGACAGAAAGGUAGUAAAGGGCAAGUCUGGCUGCAGAUACAGAGAAUUCCCAGACUGUUCUUCCAAGAGGGAACAACGUUCCUGAUCAGCCUCAUCUCUUACAUGGGUUCCAAUUGUGGCCCCUUGAUGCCCAGGGUGAGCCUGUGGCCCUUGUUGCUGUGUUUGGCUUGUCUCCAGCCUGUCCUGGCAGAUAUGUACAGCUCUAUGGAGAGUAUCCAGCAGGCAGUGGGCACGGAGCAGGCCCUCCUGCAGCAUCUGACUCUGUACCUCCAGCAGGAGAACCACAGACUCAACCACCUGACAAGGUUCUAUGAGAAGGUUCAGGCCUCCCACCAAGCCUCCCACUCGCCGGUGCAAGACCCCAUUCUUGCCUACACCCUAUUAAAGAGGCUGCAGUCAGAGUGGAUGAAUGUGGUUUACAGUUCAGAAGCCGAUGAAAAUAUCCAAGCACUGAGGGAUGGAUACGAGAAAGUCAAGAAGAACCUCCCCAUAUCUGAGGAUGUGGAAGGGGCGGCCAAGGCUCUGAUGAGGUUACAAGACGUCUACUCAUUGAAUGUGAAUGGACUGGUGAAGGGAAUAUUCCAAAGAUCGAGCAGCUCGGAAAGCAAGCUCUUGUACACCCCUCUGCGCCCCUCCAAAAUGUCUGCUGAUGACUGCUUCCAGAUUGGCAAGGUGGCCUAUGACAUGGAAGAUUAUUACCACUCCAUUCCGUGGCUGGAGGAGGCCGUCAGUCUGUUUCAUGGUUCUUAUGGGGACUGGUUCACAGAGGACGAAGGGAGUUUGGAGGAAGCUCUGGAUUACUUGGCCUUUUCUUAUUUUAAAGCAGGAAACAUAUCCCACGCUUUAGAUCUCUCCAGGGAGUACCUCCUCUAUGAUCCAGACAAUGGCAGGGUGGCACGGAACAUUGGCAAGUACGAGCAGAUAUUAUAUGAGAAACCUGCUGGCAAUGAUGUAGAGGAGAUAAAAUUGCAGAGACCCAACGUCACCCACCUGAGGACCAGGGACCUGUAUGAAGGAUUGUGUCAGACUCUGGGAUCCCAGCCAACAAGUUAUGAAGACCCCAAUAUGUUGUGUAUGUACGACACAAGCAGACACCCUCACCUAGUCCUCCAGCCAAUGAAGAAAGAGAUUGUGAGUCUCCACCCACUUGUAGUCCUCUACCAUGACUUUGUCAGUGACUCGGAGGCAGAGACGAUAAAAGACCUGGCAUCUCCCUGGUUACACAGAUCAGUGGUGGCCUCGGGGGAGAAUCAGGCAGAGGCUGAAUAUCGAAUAAGUAAAAGUGCCUGGCUGAAGGAUACUGUCCAUCCCAUUGUCCGGAAUCUGGACACUCGGAUCUCGGCCGUGACUGGUUUAAACGUCCAGCCCCCGUAUGCCGAGUACCUGCAGGUGGUGAAUUAUGGACUAGGGGGCCACUACGAGCCUCAUUUUGACCAUGCCACGUCCAGAAAAAGUCCCCUUUACAGAACCAACACUGGGAACAGAUUAGCCACGUUCAUGAUUUAUCUCAGCAAUGUAGAUUUCGGGGGAUCCACGGCUUUUGUCUAUGCCAAUUUCAGCUCUCCUGUGGUCAAGAACACUGCUGUUUUCUGGUGGAAUCUGCGCAGGAAUGGGCAGGGGGACGAGGAUACUCUCCACGCCGGGUGCCCCGUGAUCAUCGGGAACAAGUGGGUUGCCAAUAAAUGGAUCCAUGACUAUGGGCAGGAAUUCAAGCGCCCGUGUGGGCUGAGCCCAGAAGACUGAAGGAAGGGAGGCUUGAUUACCAGUAACACAAGUGAUGGGACAGGCAACAUAGUACGGCUCAGUGAUGGUAUCAGAGAGAGAUUAGAAACAUCAUGAGAGGAAAGAGAAUCUGGAGAUAAAGACCCAGUUGGAAAUCAAGAGACUCUGAGGAACAUCUGGCAGGUUGGAAUGAGACGGGUUGGGAAGAAAAUAUCUACCCAAAAACAAGGAAGAACUCGGGGGUCAACAUUUUCCAGGAAUGAGAAAGAAAUUGGUAGACAUUACUAUAACAAGGAAUAGAGAAAAGAUGGUAGACAUUACUAUAACAAGGAAUGGAGAGAAGUUGGUAGACCUUACUAGAACAAGGAAUGGAGAGAAGAUGGUAGACAUUACUAGAACAAGGAAUGGAGAGAAGUUGGUAGACCUUACUAGAACAAGGAAUGGUGAGAAGCUGAGAUGGUAUGUAUAACAUACAAGGAAUGAGGGAAAAACCGGUGCACAUAAUCCUACAAGGGACACAGAUAAGGUGGAGACAACAACAUUUGCAAUCAGAUGAUGUGUAUGUCAAACCAGGAAUGAGAUGAAGGAAUGGAGAGAAGUUGCUAGACAACACUAUAGCAAGGAAUGAGAGAGAAGUUGAUAGACAUUACUAUAACAAGGAAUGGAGAGAAGCUUAUACUGAAAAACUUCAAAGAGAUGGUAUGUAUGAGGAAUGUACCAGGAAUGAGGAGAAGUUGGUGCACAUGAUCCAACAAGGGACACAGAGAAGCUGGUGACAAAAACAUCUACAAACAGAUCAUGUGUAUGUCAAACCAGGAAUGUGAGAAGUUGGUCUAUGCAUCAUGGGACAAACAUAGGCAGCGGCCGUAUGAUAUAACAAGGAAUGGAGAGAAGCUGUGUAUGUUAUUGAGAUCAUGGAGAAGACAGACCAUAGCAUCUUCUAGAAAGAACCUUAUGCUCAUCAUCUUCCAAGAACGAGGGAGAAGAUGAAUCCCACUGUUUAUCAUGUACAAGGAAUGAGAGAGAAGCAAGUGGGUGUCAUGGACAAGGAAUGAGCAGUGCUGAAGAGACAUGUAGUUCCAUCAGCCUCAAGCUGCCCCCAAUUUUUAAAGAGACUUUGCAUGCCAGUCACAAGAGACUGUAGUGAUGCACCGAAUACCUGCCCCAUUGUCAUUAUGGGCUGUUUUUAAGCUGCUGAGCCCAGGCAGGGCUUUAUAUAAACUACAGAUAUAAGAGGGGAGAAGCAAUGACACCUUGACUGGAUAUCUGGGGUCUAUUGCUGGUGAAGACUCUUUUUGUCACUCGUUUGUCAGUGGUGCAACUGCCAUCCUGCUGCCAUUAGACUGACAGUGUAACAUCUAUGGGGUCACAUUCCAUUUACUGAUACAAUACUGAAGAGAAAAGUCAUUUUGAACUUCCCCUUUGUUUUUGGCCAAUGAGAAGAGGAGCUUAUGGGGUGAUAUGAUAACUAUGUAUAAAUAUAUAAGGGGAUCAUAUAAUAA